AUGGCUGGCUAUUCAUUUCAAUCAUCUUCUUCAUCGGGAGGCGGUGCUGAUAGCGCAUUCCAACAAGCUGAUGCAAACGGUGAUGGGCGUGUCGAUAUCAAUGAAUUCCGUAACUUUCUUGGUCAAAACCUCAGUGGUGGUGGCGGUGCAAGUGCAGGUGCCGGUUCGUCAUACGAAUCAUCAGCCUCAUUUGGUUCUGGUGGUGGUGGUGGUGGUGGUUUCGGUGCAAGUGCUGGUUCGUCAUACGAAUCAUCAGCCUCAUUUGGUGCUGGUGCCGGUGCAGGUUUUGGUGCUGGUGCUGGUGCAGGUGCAGGUUUUGGUGCUGGUGCAGGUGCAGGUUUUGGUGCUGAUGCAGGUGCAGGUUUUGGUGCUGGAGGUUCAAGCUUCGAAUCAUCAUCAUCUGGUGGCGGUUUUGGUGCCGCUGGUAGUGCAAGUAGCUACGAAUCAUCUUCAAGCAGUGCUGGAUUCUCUGGUGAAGCUGGAGCAGCUUUCGGAUCAUCAGGAUCAUCAGGCGUUGCUGUAACCCAAUAUGCUACUGAUGCUCAAGGACUCUUCAAAGAUCCUAACCCACAAAUCAUCCGUCGUGCAGCUGUUGGUGGUGUACAAACAUACACACAAAACAUCAAAGUUCGAUUCCUUCAACCACCACCAAUACCACCACCAGGCCCACUCAUCAUCAAGGAAGUACGUCCACCUCAACCACCUCCACCACCACCACUUCGUAUUCGUCAACAAGCUCCACCUCUUCCAACACCACCACCUCUUGUUCUUCGUGAAAGACCACCUCAGCCACCAGCACCAGUUGGUUCUCAAACAGUCAUCCGUCGUUUAGGUGCUUUACCAGUUCCACCACGAUCGGUCAUCAUCGAACGUCUCCCACCUCUCCCACCCAAACCACGUGACAUCAUCAUCGAACGUUGGGUUCCAUAUGGCGCUCAAAGUAAACGACGUACCAUUGUUCAACGUGCUGCAGCCGCUGCUCAAUACGCAGCACCACGCAAUGUUAUCAUUCAAUACGAAGCAGUUCAAGUUCGUGUUGUUCGUCAAUUCCAACGUCUUGGUGUUGUACAAGCUAAUCCACAAGCUUAUCUUCAACAAUAUGGUGCUCAACUUCUUGAUGCAAGCACACUUGUUCAACGAGCUCGUUCAGCCGGUGUUGUCGAAGAUAUCUCUGCUCCAGCUGGUGCUGGUGCCUCAGCUGGUGCCUCAGCUGGUGCAUCAGUUGGUUUCAGUGCUAACUCAUAUGGCCAAGAAUCAUCGUUUGGUGCUUCAUCAGGCUUGGCUGGCGGUGCUGGUGCUAGUGGCGCUGAAUUUGUAUCCGGAGGUGCCGGAGGUGCCGGAGGUUCGGAAGCCGGUUUCGGUGGAUCAUCAUUUGAAUCAUCAAGCUUCUCAUCAGGUGGUGGUGCUGGAUUCGAAGGUGGUUUCGCUGCUGGUGGCGGUGGUGGAUUCGGUGGAUCAUCAUUUGAAUCAUCAAGCUUCUCAUCAGGGGGUGCUGGGGGAGCUGAUAGUGCUUUCGAACAAGCUGAUGCAAACCGUGAUGGACGUGUCGAUAUCAAUGAAUUCCGUAACUUUCUUGGUCAAAAUCUUGGUGGCGCUGGUGGUGCUGGAGGUGCUGGUGGUGGAUCUUCAUAUGAAUCAUCAUUCAGCUCAUCAUCAGUUGGCUAUUAA
Molecule: messenger RNA, 1668 nt
Organism: Rotaria socialis
Lineage: Eukaryota; Metazoa; Rotifera; Eurotatoria; Philodinida; Philodinidae
Source: the annotation of a GenBank genome assembly